AGAACCCCAGAAUAAAUAAUUACCUGGCUUGAUUGUUCUACGGGUAAGAUUUGUUUUAAAGUACACAUACAGUCCAUAUAAUAAUCGGAUGCAUGUUAAAGAGACGAGAGGCAUCGUCAUGUCGACCACUGGUCCCAUAAACAAUUAUUAUGUAGAUUCUUUGAUAAACCAUGAGAGCGAGGAUGUGCUGACAUCGCGUUUCUCAGCCCCAGAGCUUCUCCCCACCGGUUCUCGACCGACGACACUAGCACCAGAGUGCUCCGAAUACCCCUCCUGCAGUUUUGCGCCGAAACCUCCUGUCUUUACCUCCUCCUGGGGCCCAGUUCACCCCCAGUCUUCAGUGGUAUACCACCCAUACACCCACCAACCUCACAUUGGAACGGACUCGAGGUAUGUUCGCUCAUGGCUAGAGCCCAUAUCUGGAACAAUAUCCUUCCCAGGCUAUCCUGCGAACGGCAGACACUACGGACUCAAAACAGAUGGUUUUCCUCAGUCCGGGGCCGGAGACUCCAUCGCCUUUAACCGCCACGGAUACCCGGAUUAUUUCUACAACACCUCGGUGGACAUCCGAGACAAGACACAGCAGAUCAUCCCUUCUCCAGAGACAGAGGUUUUGGCUUCUGGAAAGCACAAAGACGGCAAGCCAGAAUUUGACCCAAGCAACCCGGUGGCGAAUUGGAUACACGCUCGUUCAACAAGGAAGAAACGGUGUCCAUAUACAAAAUAUCAGACUCUCGAACUCGAAAAGGAGUUUUUGUUCAAUAUGUACCUUACCAGGGACCGUCGUUAUGAGGUCGCUCUGGUUCUUAAUUUGACCGAGAGACAGGUCAAAAUUUGGUUCCAGAAUCGGCGGAUGAAGAUGAAGAAAAUGAAUAAAGAGAAGACAGAAACCAAUGAGCAGUAACGUGCCCUAUGGACACAUUGACAAGUACACAUUCAGAAAAAUGCCACUCAUGAACUGUGGGCGAUGGUCUCUCCUCUUGAUAGAUACUACUUUCCUUUUUUAUCUGAUAUAAUUAAGCCAUAGGCCUAUUAUUGGCAAGGUAGCACAGCGCAAUUUAGGCCCACGUCUCAAUAUGAAUGUAUGCAGCUUGUUUAGACUAUUUAUUCGUUAGUAGGCCUACUGUUUCAUGUCAAGACCCACAAAUGGGAUUUUGGUAAAGAAAGGUAGCCUGUAAGGGGAAGUUGGAUAACUAUGCGUGAAUGGUGUUUCAUCUGUUCACGUGUAUAACAAAACCUGUGUAUUUUUGUACAUGUUGCAUCUUAUUCAAGUGUAAAUUAGUGUUUUGUACACGAAAAUGCAUCAAGGUACAUGGAACGUUUGUCUGUGUUUUCGUCUGUGAAUAUAUAUUUAGUUGUAGCCUGUAUGUCUUUAAAUCUUAUUUUUCUCUCGACACUUGAACUUUAUACUGUAUACUGUAGAUUUUGGUCAUCUUUAAAUAUAACCCAAAUAGUCUAAUUUUCUGUAUUUGUUAUGUCAUUCUUAUUAAAACGUUUAAAAAACUCUUACAUUGAUCAGAAAUAUUAACAUAUGCAAAAAAUGACAUUGGGAGAUGGCAGUGUUCAAGACGCAGUAAAUUCUUGUUAUGAGAUUAGUAAUUCAACAAUUCAAAUAGGCUACAUUCUACAGUUAGAUAUACGGGCCACUUCUUAUUGAAAGCAGCUGUGACUUUUAACUCAUUAUUCUUCAUUUUCUAUUUCCUUUCAUAAUGCACGUUUCCUGACCACUUCCUGCCUCCACUUUUUUUCUGCAAUCUGAAUGGUUCUGGGAGAAACAUUAGGUGACAUUUGAGGCACUGUGUAAACUCAUUGCUCAGAAAACAUCACGUUGCUUCCUUUAUACGUGUUAUCCUUUCAUAAUCAUUUCAGAUUAUUGCAAAAAUUUCAACGAAUAGCUUUUAGGUUGACAUUCUGGCAUUGAAAUGUUUUCUGUAGUACAAACGUCCGCAUCAGUCUAAACCUGGCUAUAUUUCUAAUUGGUGAUCAGUUAACAAAACUUGCCACACGGUGUAACUUCAUUAUUGUGACUCGGGUAUAAUAAAGGCCUAUUUUCUAGGUCAGACUGCAUUUCAUGCAACCACGUUGUAUGGACCUAUCUCAAUGUAGGGCUUUAGCCCGUGCUUAAUUUUAAACAAGGUGUAGGCUAGAUUACGACAAAAGGUUGUUAGAUCUUGGACCACGUGAGUUGUUUUAUUGUUUUUUUUCUCAGCCUUCUUGUGCCUAUGGACUCCACAAUAUUUUAAUCAAAAUGUUGGCUAUAUGAGUCUUGUUGUCACAUCACAAAUCUUGAACAUAGGGCCUACACAUUGAUGACAUUACGAAGUAACUUUCAAUAGGGCAAUGUGUCAUGCAAACUAUCGGUCUUUGAUUCGAGGCUAUUGUGGCUGAGUUGGCGCUCUAUGUUGCAGUUUAGAUGGGUAACAAUGGUCAUGUGUCGUGGGUAUGUGAGACAUAUAACCCACAACAAACGUCGACAGAUUUGCUCACACCCUUUGUCAUGAUGUUAUUUUUGAACAUCUUGGACACCACACUAAUUUGCCAGUCAUAUUUUGCGUUCUAUCAAUUCAUUUGAGAGGAUGUGUGAAGUAUCUUGUCUGGCGUUUAUUUUUCCUUCUUGCUCGCUUUACUAAAUUAGCUUUCCUUUUAAAAAAGUGCCACAAACAAUACUGACAGCAUGCAGAGAUUAUAGAGCCUAGUAUAGUUGGACAUUUCCCUCGUGUAGCGCUGUUUGUCUCGAAUGUAAAAUAACAAAGCAAAUAACAAAGCAACCCUGGCAGAGCUGGCUAGACGUCUGGAGUAAAUUACUUUAUUGUUCUUAUUUGAGGAUAUGGUGUGCUCGUUUUACAGGGGGCUUAUUGCACUUGUUUUUGUCUACUGCAAACGUGACUCCCGCCCGCUUUAUUUUUCCACUCUGCAUGUGGCGGAGGGGGAAAGAGCAACACAUGAAAGGGCCCAAAUUCCACUUCCUUUAUUCCAAAUCUAGCACAGUGCACCAAUAUUCUGUUUGAACGCUGACACUGUCCCCGGUCUAAUGGACAUUUCCGUAAAUCUGAAAUAGCCUCGAUUGAAUUCAACCCAUACCCAUCUAUUUAUGACUUUGGCCUGUCUAUGGCUUCUGUAUAGCCUUUAAAUGUCCACCAUGCCAUAAUUUCUAGUUUGCUAUGACUAUAUGCCAACAAUUAUGAAGACCGCUAUGACUGAUAAAAAUGUUUUGCUCAUUAUUAAAUGGUUAUUGUUUCUACUUUCACUAUUAGGCUAUAGGAUUUGUAUCUUUAGAAGAAGUUAUCAAAUAGCAAGCUACCAGUCGUAGCAAUAGGCCCAUUUGUGGUAGAAGCAUUCUAUUGAUAUGAUUCAUACUGGCAUAUACUUUAAUUAUAUCCAAUCUUCCGCUAUCAUUAUAUAGCCUACCAUACAACACCACCAAUAGUAUUAUAGCCUAAUAAAUAAUAAUAAUGAUGAUGAUGAUGAUGAUGAUGAUGAUGAUGAUGAUGAUGAUGAUGGUGAAGUUUAUAAUAAUAAAAAUAAUAAAAAAUGAAAAAUACAUUUUUAAAAAUAAUUUUCAGCAAAGAUUUCGUUUUUCUAUCUUAGUUUUUUUUUGUCUAAAUGUCAAUUCAAUUGUAUUCCCUAAAUACAAUAUUAUUGUGUCCAUUCCCAUUUUGUUUUCAUUCGGAUGAAGGCCAUUGACUUUCGAAAUGUCAUGAUUUUAACCUAGAUUAGUAAAAUAAAGCAUAAAUAAAGAAUUAGAUAAAUAAAGCAUCAAUAUUUUAAUUGUGAGCGAGAGUUGCACCUAUUCCUUCCAAAUUGUCUAAAUGUCAAUAAAUUAUUGUGGAUCAUAGUGUAAUCAUGCCAGAUUGAAAUAGAAUUGCAAUGCACUACUACUACACAGUCUCAACAUUAAUCCCAACCCAAACAUUGAAGAAAGAGUAGGCCUAUAAUUAUAAAAGUUGAGGACACGAAAUAAAAUGUGUACUUUUCAAGAACCGAAGAGACUGAAUCUUCUACCAAAUGUGUAGGCCUAGCCUAUAUUUCCCGAAAUCACACUCUCAUGGCUACGUGAAGUACUGUAGGUCUAUCACUAGUCCAGUUGGUGUAGUACCACACACCAAAAUGCCACUAGAUGUCGCUGUUGACUAAAUAUUGAAAACGUCCGAGCCCGUGUAGCCUGUUCCCCUAUAUAUAACCUGUAUCGGAAGCCUGUGGGGGACUUCGAGGUAGAUGGUGUCCUUACAGACUAGACCAAUGAUUAGGUCUACUGGUCAUAAAUGUAGAGAUGAACAACCAAUUAAUACAACUGAACAACCAACAGGGCCCGUUUUUUUUGUCAAUAGCCUACCUCUUAUUAAUAGUCUACGCGUAACUUUUACGGAGAAUAAGUAUCUUUCUUCACUCUACUAUGGGCAGUAGUUAUCUGAGAUAUGCCAAUCUUUUUUUUCUUCUUCUUAAAAAAAAAAGAUCGAUAGCGCAAUUUAUCUCGCCUAUGUCUUACGACACUCAUGUAUCUGUCUGCCUCUAUCUCCUUUUUUCUUGUUGUAUUAUUAUAAAGAACACUUCGUUGAGUUAUAACUGAUUAAUACUAUUGUAUCGAUGUGUUUUAUGGAUAGCCGAUAGGUGUAGUGCUGAGUAGCCUAAGAUACACCUGCUACGUCCUCAAAAGAACAUCAGAACAUCUCGGCCAAACUUAAUGUCUAAUGUCUCGUCUUUGUUAUUGUAAACAUAUUGUAAUAUUUGUAUGAUGUUUGCUUUAAUGAAAGACAAAAUAAUUCAACCAACCACAUUUAUUACAGUUUUAUUUUCAUUCAUAAUUGUGUAAGUCAUGUACAAUUAUAAUAAUAAUACAUCAAUGGCAUCAACAACUAUUUAAGCAUUAUAAAAUCAUGCUGGCAAUAGAAAAACAAUAUAAACAAAAUGUUUAUGAUUUGUUAUUAGCAAAUACAAUUUUUUUACAUGUUAACCAUUUCAACUCAAAUAUUUUACUUUCAAUAGGCUAUAGGCUACAAUACCUUUUCUGAAUUCCACUGCCACUGGGUGUGCGGAUGUAAACUGUGUGCGCGCACGUGUGUGCGUGAAUGUAAAUUCUUUACGCAAUGCAUAAACCCUGCCUUAGCAGUCAGAAUAGUUUUUUUAAUCACUUUCUUAAGAGCAAUAAAGGUAGGCCUAUAAACUAGAGAGAAAUGUCUAGAUUUCCAUUUGUUGUGCUUAGAAAUGUACCACUACUCAUUCAAGUAGACAAUGCAUAGCCUAUAAGACCAAACAAAAGGAUAGUUUACAUAUAGGCCUAGUCUAGGCUACAGAAAAAGUUUUUUUCUUGUUCUUAUAAGCAAAAUGCACAAUCCCUUCCUGCUAGUCCGCUUCAAGGUAUAGACAUUCGAGAGCGCCGUGAGAAUGGGAGGGGGUU
Messenger RNA from Oncorhynchus mykiss (rainbow trout), 5395 nucleotides. Its product is annotated as homeobox protein Hox-C9a-like. Gene Ontology annotation, molecular function: RNA polymerase II cis-regulatory region sequence-specific DNA binding; DNA-binding transcription factor activity, RNA polymerase II-specific. NCBI's taxonomy places the organism in Eukaryota, Metazoa, Chordata, Actinopteri, Salmoniformes, Salmonidae. Gene Ontology annotation, biological process: embryonic skeletal system morphogenesis; DNA-templated transcription; anterior/posterior pattern specification. The record is from RefSeq and is a predicted model, not a curated record. Gene Ontology annotation, cellular component: nucleus.